This is a messenger RNA of Paramisgurnus dabryanus, 1053 nucleotides long. RefSeq names its product Bet1 golgi vesicular membrane trafficking protein (gene bet1). Lineage: Eukaryota; Metazoa; Chordata; Actinopteri; Cypriniformes; Cobitidae. The record is from RefSeq and is a predicted model, not a curated record.
UCCGUAGGAUGACGUGGCAUUUGUGGUGACAGAAGCGAAAGUACAGCGACUUCAACAAAAAGGAAACGCAGGCAUUUCUUCAGAAACAAACAAAACUUGGUCGUGUAUCAUAACUGUAUAGCUGUACAUUUUCUCGGUCGAUAAUGAGGCGAGCAGGUUUGGGUGAAGGGGUCCAUCCGGGAAAUUAUGUUGCGAGUGGAUACAGUGUGUAUGAGGAGGAAAAUGAACAUCUACAGGAGGGGCUGAAAGCUAAAGUUCACGCCCUUAAACACCUUUCAAUUGACAUUGGAAAUGAAGUCAAGUACCAGAAUAAAGUGCUGGGUGAAAUGGACUCGGACUUCGAUUCGACUGGAGGUCUGUUGGGCUCCACCAUUGGUAGAUUAAAGUUUCUCUCCAGAGGAAGCCAAACUAAGGUGUACUGCUACAUGCUGCUCUUCGCCCUGUUUGUUUUCGUCGUUCUGUAUUGGGUGAUUAAACUGAGGUGAUGGCGGGACUAAUGAGACCCAGGACUUUCAUAUGUGAAGAUCUUUCUUAUGUGCCAUGUUCAUUUGAACUGGAGGAUGUGAAGUUUACGACAGAUGUCUGAGGAUGCUUUCCAUUGGAUAAGAAACUUCUGUUGAAUGACAGUGUGCAAUACAUGCACCAUAAGUCCAUCAUAACCCACCCAAAUUAGUGCCCCCCACUGCAGGAAAAGUAAAUGUUUAAGUAACAACAUGCCUAAAAGUUGUUUAGACGAGUUUCUGUAUGCAGAUUUAGUUUAUAUCAAUGGUUGAGAUUAAAAAACCACUAACUAUAAAUUUGAUUUAAUUGAUAUACUAUAAGGAAGCAUAUUCUCAUUAGAGUAACUUAAUUUUUUAGACGUAAGAGAACAAUGAUCCAUGCUUGGAAAUUGUGGUGAAUGGCACUAAAUACAGUGCUAACAAACAUGGACACAUAAGCUUUUAUGUAAAUGAAUAUUUUCUGUGUAGUUUUCAUACCUGUUCGAUUGUAAAACAUGUAUGAAAGAUUAUGUGCAAUUAAAUUAUAGCAUAAUAAACAAUAUCAGUAUUUACA